UGACUCUCCGGCUGCACCAUGGCGGAAGCAGAGGAGCAGGAAACUGGAUCUCUAGAAGAAUCUACAGAUGAGUCUGAGGAGGAAGAGAGUGAAGAGGAACCCAAAUUGAAGUAUGAAAGGCUUUCCAAUGGAGUAACUGAAAUCCUUCAGAAAGAUGCAGCGAGCUGUAUGACCGUUCAUGACAAGUUUUUGGCACUGGGCACGCAUUAUGGCAAGGUUUAUUUACUUGAUGUCCAAGGGAACAUCACCCAGAAGUUUGAUGUAAGUCCUGUGAAGAUAAACCAGAUUAGCCUGGAUGAAAGUGGCGAACACAUGGGUGUGUGUUCAGAGGAUGGCAAGGUGCAGGUGUUUGGGCUGUAUUCUGGAGAAGAAUUUCAUGAGACUUUCGACUGUCCCAUUAAAAUAGUGGCUGUGCACCCUCAUUUUGUGAGAUCCAGCUGCAAGCAGUUUGUGACCGGAGGGAAGAAGUUGCUGCUGUUUGAACGGUCUUGGAUGAGCAGAUGGAAGUCUUCUGUUCUGCAUGAAGGGGAAGGGAACAUUAGGAGUGUGAAGUGGAGAGGCCAUCUGAUUGCUUGGGCCAAUAACAUGGGUGUAAAGAUUUUUGACAUCACCUCAAAGCAAAGAAUCACCAAUGUGCCCCGAGAUGAUAUAAGUCUUCGCCCAGAUAUGUAUCCCUGCAGUCUCUGCUGGAAGGACAAUGUGACACUGAUUAUUGGCUGGGGGACUUCUGUCAAGAUUUGCUCAGUGAAGGAACGGCAUGCCAGUGAGAUGAGGGACUUGCCAAGUCGCUACGUUGAAAUAGUGUCUCAGUUUGAAACUGAAUUCUACAUCAGUGGACUUGCACCGCUCUGUGAUCAACUCGUGGUACUCUCCUACGUAAAGGAAAUUUCAGAAAAAACGGAAAGAGAAUAUUGUGCCAGACCUAGACUGGAUAUUAUCCAACCACUUCCUGAGACUUGUGAAGAGAUCUCUUCUGAUGCUCUUACAGUCAGAGGCUUUCAGGAAAAUGAAUGUAGAGAUUAUCACUUAGAGUACUCUGAAGGGGAAUCACUCUUUUACAUCGUGAGUCCAAGAGAUGUCGUCGUAGCCAAGGAACGAGACCAAGAUGACCACAUAGACUGGCUCCUUGAAAAGAAGAAAUACGAAGAAGCUUUGAUGGCAGCUGAAAUUAGCCAAAAGAACAUUAAAAGACAUAAAAUUCUGGAUAUUGGCUUGGCAUAUAUAAACCACCUGGUGGAUAAAGGAGACUAUGACAUGGCAGCACGCAAGUGCCAGAAAAUUCUUGGGAAAAAUGCAGCACUCUGGGAAUAUGAAGUUUAUAAAUUUAAAGAAAUUGGACAACUUAAGGCUAUUAGUCCUUAUUUGCCGAGAGGGGAUCCCGUUCUGAAACCACUCAUCUAUGAAAUGAUCUUACAUGAAUUUUUGGAAAGUGAUUAUGAGGGCUUUGCCACACUCAUUCGCGAAUGGCCUGGAGAUCUGUACAACAAUUCAGUAAUAGUUCAAGCAGUUCGUGAUCACCUAAAGAAAGAUAGCCAGAAUAGGACCUUACUAAAAACCUUGGCAGAAUUAUACACCUAUGACAAAAACUAUGGCAAUGCUCUGGAAAUAUAUUUAACAUUAAGACAUAAGGAUGUUUUCCAGUUGAUCCACAAACAUAAUCUUUUCAGUUCUAUCAAGGAUAAAAUUGUUUUAUUAAUGGAUUUUGACUCAGAGAAAGCUGUUGACAUGCUUUUGGACAAUGAAGAUAAAAUUUCAAUUAAAAAGGUAGUAGAAGAAUUAGAAAACAGACCAGAGUUGCAACAUGUGUACCUACAUAAACUUUUCAAGAGAGACCAUCAUAAGGGUCAGCGCUAUCAUGAAAAACAGAUCAGCCUCUAUGCUGAAUAUGAUCGUCCAAACUUGCUUCCAUUUCUCCGAGACAGCACCCAUUGCCCACUUGAAAAGGCUCUUGAGAUCUGUCAGCAGAGAAACUUUGUAGAAGAGACAGUUUAUCUUUUGAGCCGAAUGGGUAAUAGCCGAAGUGCCCUGAAGAUGAUCAUGGAGGAAUUACAUGAUGUUGAUAAAGCAAUUGAAUUUGCCAAGGAGCAAGAUGAUGGAGAACUCUGGGAAGAUCUGAUUUUAUAUUCUAUCGACAAACCACCAUUCAUUACUGGCUUGUUAAACAACAUUGGCACGCAUGUUGACCCAAUUCUACUUAUUCACCGUAUUAAAGAAGGAAUGGAGAUUCCCAAUUUGAGAGAUUCCCUGGUUAAAAUUCUGCAAGACUACAAUUUACAAAUUCUGCUUCGUGAAGGCUGCAAGAAGAUUCUCGUAGCUGACUCUUUGUCAUUACUGAAGAAGAUGCACCGAACUCAAAUGAAAGGCGUCCUGGUGGAUGAUGAGAACAUCUGUGAAUCCUGCCUUUCCCCUGUUCUUCCAUCAGAUGCUGCCAAGCCCUUCAGCGUGGUGGUCUUCCAUUGCCGCCACAUGUUCCACAAGGAGUGCCUGCCUGUGCCCAGCAUGAGCUCUCCUGCACAAUUCUGCAACAUCUGCAGUGCUAAGCACCGUGGACCAGGAAGUGCCAUUUUGGAGAUGAAAAAAUAGCUGAGUGCUAUUCACCAGUCUCUUCCUCACCACUCUUUUGAAGACUGUUUUUGCAGCAACAGAAGCAUUUGUUGACAUCAGUGCUGUGAAGAGAUUUGUACAAAUUUAUAAUAUGCCCCCUAAAAUUUUCUUCAUCUUCACCUGUCUACUAGAAGUUUCUUUGCUGAAGGUAAAGAAAUUAAGGUUUUCCCGCAUCCAUGCCUGGAAAUAUUUGGGUUCAUGGAUUUAUUUGCUUCCUCUUUGCUUAAAAGUGCAAACGCAAAUAUGGGGGUUGGAAAUGAAUUUUUUGUCUUGGUGAAACUAUUCAGCUGUGAAGUGUAUGAGGGAGAGUUAUCCCAGCUGUCCAAGAGCAUCGCCGAUGCAGCCAUCCAGCUGAUGCCUACGCAACUUGAACUUUGUUUCCAUAUACUCUGCUGGCAGAAUUCCUACAUUUUGGAUUUGCUUUUCUUUUAUAUGUCCUCAACUGUGGUUAUCUUCUUAAUAGGCAUUUAAUGAAACAUUGUAUAAAUUGUCACUCAUCCAUGACAUCUGGGGAUGACAUUGGCAGGCUGAUCUCAUAAAGCUUUAUGUUAACUAAUCACAUGUUCUGUGUGUCCUGAAAAUUAGCAGUGUCUGGUGCUGGCAGGCACUGAGCGUUUGUUGAUUGAAUAAAUAUUAGCUCUUCUCAUUGUAAGACUCACUUUUACUGGGUUUAACAACUUCAGUCAAUAAUUUUGUUACCCUCAUAAGCAAUAGGAAAGCUUCAGCACCUUGCAGUGUGAAGGGUUUUAAGUAGAGUUUAUUAGUAAGGAGAAAAUAAAUGACACUAUAAAAUCUAAUGGCGAUUCUCAGGAGAGUCUCCAGACUAAUGCCAGAGGAUGGGCAUAAUGUUGUUUUCUAUCGCCUUCUCUGGACCCUCCUUUACCCUCACAGAACAAAAAGAGCGUGAGAGCAUAGAAUAGAGGGAGAGAAUGAAAACUUGUGUGACAGUGUCUCAUAGACUUCUGUCUUGGGAUAUAUUGCCAGCACUAAUGGGUAUAAAACUGUGAAAACACAUACUCAUUGUCCCCGCUCUCUUGGCCUGUAACUAAAGUAUAGCUUUUUCUCUCUUUUUUGGAGACAGAACAGAUCCCAAAGAGUACUGAGCAUAUACUAACUACUGAACUUAACCCAGCCAUUCUCAUGAGCAACACCUCACUUAAUUCUGACAGCAAUGCCAGAAAGAGGGUAUUCUGUCAAUUUACUGUCAAAGAAAGCAAAAUGUAGAGAUGCUAUCACAGGUGCUGAGGGCACUGCCUGGCUUCUGAGCAGAGCUCCCAAGCCCUGUAAGAAAUCAUAUGGCCAGGCUCAGAGGAAAUACCUCUGAACAAUACCUCUCUGCAUUGCACUUAAAAGAACAUUCUCUAACAGACAGGAGUCUGUUAGUCUUAAAUUUAGAACUGAAAUGUCCUUUGCUGGUAUUGAAUGGCAGCCCUUGGCACUCUCAGUAUUUCCUUAUUUCAAGACUAUAGUCUUUUAGCUACCCUGCUAGUUUUCAGUUUUUGUUUUUAACAAACUCCUCCUUCACAAACACUUUACAAGUAAGUCCCAUUUGUUUUUGAUGUUUGUUUGUUUAUUGCUAGUACAUCAAUCUUUGAACUUUCCUUGUGCUUCCACAUUUACCUUACUUAUCUUACUGCUGUCCAGUCUUCAUUCACCCUGAUUUCCCGAGACUGUCGAGGAGACCUCUCACCACUGAUAGUACCCAUCUGCCAUUUUACAUCGUACUGCAGUUGUCCAUGUAUCAUCAAGUUUAAGUCAUCUUCUUAUUACAAAUUCUACCAAAUGGUAUAUGGUUUACCUUUUGUUCAUGGUAAAUUUAGCUAAAUCAAAUCUUCCUGAAGUUAAUUCAGGGAACCUUUUUUCUCCUGGUUGCUUCUAAGUUUAGGGUGGGAACAACGGAGAUCACCUCAUUAUGUACGGUUUUCAAUGAGAAAGAGGAAAUGGGUCUUCAACUGACCUCUUAUCAAAGGUGCCAUUGGCAAAAAUGCCAUCCUCUGCCCAGCCUUCCAUCACCUGUGCCUGCUGCUGCCUAGAUGUCUGUGGGCCCAGCUGGUGUCUGAUCCAUAGUUCUCAACUAACCCUAAUGCUCCAGAGAAUUGGUCUCUGCUGCUUGCUCACCAUGCCCAACAGUGUGUGUAUGGAGGGGGAGGGGAGG
Molecule: messenger RNA, 4759 nt
Organism: Talpa occidentalis (Iberian mole)
Lineage: Eukaryota; Metazoa; Chordata; Mammalia; Eulipotyphla; Talpidae
Gene: VPS41
Product: VPS41 subunit of HOPS complex
Exons: 29
Coding region: 19-2583 (854 amino acids)
Biological process (GO): cellular response to starvation; protein targeting to vacuole; endosomal vesicle fusion
Cellular component (GO): late endosome; HOPS complex
Molecular function (GO): protein binding
Source: RefSeq, a predicted model, not a curated record